GUGUGUGAGAGAGAAGGAAAGAGAAAGAUGUAUAGAGAAAGGGUGAUAAAGAUGGGUGAGAAACGAUGAUAGGAAGAGGAAGAAGAAGAAGGGUGACAAAGCUUCAAAUAAACACUCGUAGAAGAAUAACCAGAAAAAAGAAGAAAGACGGGAAAACGAGAGAAACCGUAGAAGAGGAGGAGGAAGAAGAAGAAAGAGAAGGAAUAAAAGAAAAUAGCAAUAAUAAUAAUAGGUAACAUAAAAGAACGUGAAAAUGAGGGAAUAAGCGGAACUAGAAUAAAGAAAGAGAGAAUAAGAAGAGAAAGUGAGAGAAGGAGAAAUAGUAAGAACUGAGACCGUAAGAAUAAAGAAGGAUAGGAUAAGAAAACAAUAAAAAGGAAAUAUGAGAAAAUAGAAGAAAAGAAAACCAAAUCAAAGAAAGAGGAAAGAUAAAGAGAAAAAGGAAGGAAGAAAGAAGGAAAAGAGAGCAUAAGAUUACACGAAAGAAGGAAAAAAGUGAUAACGCGCAUUAACCGAAGGAAAUAACAACGAAGAGGAGGAAUAGGAGGAAAAUAAGACAAAAAACACAAAACAAGAAAAUAAUAAAAACAACAAGAAAAGAGGCAGAAAAACAUGAUAGAAUAGAAAGAAACAAGGAAACGAAAGAAAACAAGACAGAAAAAAGGAAAAGAAAAAAAUAAAUAAACAAAAAAAAAUCAUACCAAAAAUUGAUACAUGCUAAAAAAACGAACGAGAAGAAAACGAAGAAAACAAACGAAGAAAAACAAGACAAUGACAACAGGACACACGCAGAGAACAUAAAAAAAACACCACCACCAAAACAAAAAAGAAGAAAAACACCAUUUGGCAAAAAACAAACAAAUUAAAGCAAACCUAACCUAUGCUAAAGCGCUUCCUAAAGUCCCGAUGCGAGAAAAGGAACACACCUGCACACACACCUGCCCAAGCACAUAUGUAUGACCGCCCAAGCAUCUUCUGUUGGAGGUGCGGUCAUGGCGGCGUGGUGGGCGGGGUGGGCGGCGCGGGCGGCGGCAGCGUAACGGGGACCGGGUGGCGCGCCGGCCCCAAGGCGGGGGGCGGUGCGGGCGGUGCGGGCGGCCCCGGGUCGCCGCCUGCCAUGUCCAAGGGCCGUCCGCGAGGAACCUCGAGCCCCGCGGCGGCGAGCGGCGGCGGCCUGUCCCCCGUGGCCGCGUCCUCCCCCGCUGCCAUGAACGGUGAGCGCCGCGCGCCCCUGGAGGUGGCGGCGCCCGUCUCCCGCCGCCAGGUGCGCACGUCGGCCACCUUCACCUCGAGCAUCAAGGGCCUGCUGCAGCGCGAGGAGGCGGCGGCAGGCGGCGGCGGCGGCGUGCUCUCGUCCCUCCGCCGCUCGCUGCCCCGCUCCCGAUCCACGCCAGGACACGAAGGGCGCCCAGCCCCCGUGCCCGAGGACUCCACCACCACCACACCUACCACCACCUCCACGCCCGUGCCUCGCCGCGCCGUGGCCGGCCCACCGCGGCUCCCCGGCGGCCCUUCGCGGGGGCGCCGCCCCCUGGCCAGCAUGGCGUCCAAGCGGCGCUCCGUCAUCCUGGAGGAGGACAAGGAGGCACUCAACGGCGAGGACGCCCACGCCACCACCACCACCACCACAAUCACCACCACCACGCCCCCCGCCGCGGGCCCUGUGCGGCGGCUGUCUCCGCGGCCGCGGCGCUCCCAGAGCGUGCAGGAGGAGCGGCACUCCGCGGCGCGUGACGCCCUACCGCGGCAGCACAGCGCCGAGGAGCAGCAUGAGGGUCAGCACCGCGCUGGGCUGGGGCCGGGGCCGAGGCAGCCCCAGGACGGCCCGCAGCCCGCGGCGCCGCGGGAGGGCGAAGACCGCACGCGCGAGGCCGCCACGCUGACGGAGAAGGAGAAGGUGGAGGGCGAGCGUGACGAAAAGGACAAGGACGAGCGCGAGGAGGAGGAAGACCGGCGCGCGCCCCUGGAGGAGGAGGAGGCGGAGGAGGCCGUGGACAAGUCCCCGGACGGCCGCUUCCUCAAGUUCGACCACGAGAUCGGCCGCGGCUCCUUCAAGACCGUCUACCGCGGCCUGGACACCGACACCGGCGUGGACGUGGCCUGGUGCGAGCUGCUGGAGCGCAAAUGGAACAAGAAUGAGCGUCUCCGAUUCCGUGAGGAGGCCGAGAUGCUGAAGGGGCUGCAGCACCCUAACAUAGUGCGCUUCUACGACUACUGGGAGGUGCACAGUGCCAAGAGGAGGUGCAUCGUCCUGGUCACUGAGCUCAUGACGUCUGGCACCCUGAAACAGUAUCUCCGUCGGCUUCGCAAAGUCAACCUGAAGGUGCUCAAGAGUUGGUGCCGGCAGAUCCUGAAGGGGCUGCAGUUCCUCCACUCCCGCUCGCCGCCCAUCAUCCACCGCGACCUCAAGUGCGACAACAUCUUCGUCACGGGCACCACCGGUUCCGUCAAGAUCGGCGACCUCGGCCUGGCCACCCUCAAGAACCGCUCCUGUGCCAAGUCCGUUAUCGGCACCCCAGAGUUCAUGGCCCCCGAGGUCUACGAGGAGCACUACGACGAGAUGGUGGACGUGUACGCCUUCGGGAUGUGCAUGAUGGAGAUGGCCACGCUGGAGUACCCCUACAAGGAGUGCUCCGGCCCGGCACAGAUCUACAAGAAAGUCACCACGGGUGUGCGGCCUCAGAGCUUCCUGAAGAUCGAGGACGAGGACGUGAAGUACAUUGUGGAUUGGUGCACUCGCCUACACAACGCAGAGAGACCCACCGUGAAGGACCUCCUCAACCAUGAGUUCUUCCAGGAGGACACGGGCAUCAAGGUGGACCUGGCCAACAAGGAGGAGGCCAUCACCACGGACAUCAGCAAAGUGGUUCUCAGGUUACGUGUCAUUGAUGCCAAGAAGAGGAAAGACAAGCACAAGGAAAACGAGGCCAUCCAGUUUGACUUUGACAUUGAGAAGGACAACCCAGACAAGAUAGCGGAAGGAAUGGUGAAGAUGGAGAUGAUCAUGGAGGAGGACGAGCGUCCGGUGGCCAAGAUGAUCCAGGCCCAGAUCCAGCACCUGCACCGUGAGCGUGAGGAGCGCCGCAAGAAGGAGCUGCUGGAGAAGGAGAAGCAGCAGCUGGAGGAACAGCAGCAGCUGCAGCAGCAACAACAACAGCAGAUGCAGCAGCAGCAGCAGCAGCAGCAGCAACAACAACAACAACAACAACAGCAGCAGCAGCAGCAGCAGCAACAGCAACAGCAACAGCAGCAACAACAACAGCAACAGCAGCAACAGCAGCAGCAGCAGCAGCAGAUACAACAGCCAGCCCUGCAGCCUCAGCAGCCUGUCAUGACACAGCCACAGCAGCCUGUCAUGACACAGCCACAGCAGCCUGUACAGCCACAGCUGCAGCCACAGCCAUCACAGCUGCAACCACAGCAACAGCAGCAACAGCAACAACAACAACAACAACAACAACAACAACAGCAGCAGCAGCCCCUGCAGCCCCCGGUACAGGCUGCCAUGCCCACACAGGCACCAGCAGCAGCAGUGCCACAGCCUGCCCAGCCCAGUCAGCUGGAGCCUCAGCAGCAGCAGCAACAGCAACAGCAGCAGCAGCAACAGCAGCAGCCCCCACCACAGGCACAGCAGCAACAACAGCCCCAACAAGCCCAGCAGCCCCCACCCCAGCAGCAGCCACCCCAGCAACAGCUACCACUGCAGCAGGUGCCUCAGCAGCCGCCACAGACCAGCCAGCAGCAGCAGCCGCCGCCCCAGCAGUCCACGCCACAGCCACAGCUGCAGCUGCAGCAGCCACCCCAGCAGGACCCACAGCCACAGCUGCUGGGUGACGGCCUGGCCCUGGACAAACAAGGGGAGGGCGUGAGGGAGUCCGGCUACUACACACUGACGGCCGGCAGCGAGGGCCAGCAAACCUUCACCCAGGAUGGACAGUUCUUCUCUGGGAACUAUGGGCUCAGCGGCUACCCGGCCAGCUCCUCCCAGUACCAGCCGGUGAGCACUGGGUUCCCGGCGGCCCAGUACCAGCAGUCCCUCACCACCAGCGUCACCUCGGCCACGCCGCUGUACCAGCAGCCCCCACAGCAGCCUCCACUGCCACAGGUAGAUCCUCUCCAACCCCAGCAGCCCCCACAGCAGCCUCCUGACUAUUACAGUAACCUUAGCUCACAGGUGGUGGUGCCCCCCCCAGGGGUGAUCAUGGGCGCCCACCCAGUGGUCCUGCCUCCCCACGCCGUACCAGGCAUGGCCCACCCCAUGGUGAUAGCCUCCAUGCCCAUGGUGGUGCCCCCAGCCAUGCAGCACCCCGGCCUGGUGCCCCAGCCGUCUGCAGGGGUGCUGCCCCCCCAGUCCUCUGGUCUGCUUCCCCAGCCCACUCUGGUGCCUGCCCACUCCUCAGCCCUGCCCACGCUGCCCCAGGUCAUGGCCAGCCAGGUGGCCGUGGCCCCACAGCCAUUGCCGGUGGGGUCUGUGGCUCACUCUGUGGCUACCUCGGUGCCACUGGUGGCCCACACGGCGGGGGCCCCCCAGACUGUGAUGGCUCAGCCCAUGGUGUCUCCUCUGCCUGUGGCAGUGUCACAGCCACUGGCUGUCAACCCCAUGGUGGUGUCCCAGCCCCUUGUACCACCACAGCCAGCCUUGGCCUCACAGCCUGUCAUUGCUGCACAACCCACGGCUGUUUCACAGCCACUUGUCAUGUCACAGCCCAUGGUGGCACCUCACCUGGUGCCCAUGCCACAGUCUGUCGUGUCCUCACAGCCACUGGCCACAACACCAGCAAUCAUGACCUCACAGCCUCUGGCCACAUCACAACCUGUGGCUGUAUCACAGCCUGUGGUCAUGUCACAGGCCCCUGCUGCCUCCUCUCAGCCCCUGGUGACAACAGUCCCGCUGGUGGUGUCACAGGCAGCUGUAACCCAGCCGGCCUUCAGCACGGAGGUGUCUGUGGCCAGCCAGGCGGAGCUGGUGAGCCAGGGCAGCGUGGGCACGCCGGUGGGAGGCACAACAGAGCUGCCGCCACAACCUGCACCGCCGACUGCCAUGGAGGCCAUCCCUGUCCUGCUCGGGGCAGCGCUCCCCGUGGUGGGGCAGCAGCAGGGAGGGGUGGCCUCCCUGGCACCCCUAGAAGUCCUCACCACCACCAUCACCACCGCCGCCCCUGCCACCGCCUCCACCUUGGGCAUGGUCUCGCCCCAGCCGCCGCUGCCAUCAGUCACCCCGCAGGAGCCCGGGGAGGCGCCAGCCACACAGCCGGCAGUGCUGCAGAGCCAGCCGGUGGUGGUGCCGUCGCUGCCCGCCGUGGUGUCGUCCGUGGCAGCGAUGGGAGUGCCGCCGUCAGCCGCCGCAGUGGUGGGCGAUGCCAGCCAGAUGGAGUCGUGCCCAUCGCCGCAGAUACUGGCCGACACCUACUCCCACCUGCUCAACGAUAGUGCUGCCUCCGAGUCUGAGUGCAGCGAACACCCCGCGGACGGCUCUGGCAGCAAGACGCACUCUGAACGCACGAAGAGGCCGAGGAAGAAGAAGACGCUCGACCGCUUCCCCAAACUGACGGUGUUGAGUGCCAAUGAGACCAUGGUGGAGUGCCAGCUGGAGACCGUCAAGCAGAAGACCAUCACCUUCAAGUUCGACAUCACCGACAACGAUGCGCUGGAUGUGGCCAACAAUCUGGUCAUGACAAACCUCCUGCCGGGGAACCACUCGGAGGUCGUCACAUCAUACAUCAACGACGUAGUGCAGCAGCUCAAGGCUAACCCCAAGGUGCUGCCGGUCGUGUCCACCCCCGCACAGGACUCCCGCAGCGGCCAGGCUCAGCAGGGCCAGGACGGGCAUCACCGCUCCCCCUCGGCCACCCGACGACACAAGGAUGACUCGGACACAAGGGCUCGCUACCUGGCCCGGAAGCUGAGUCGGUCCUCCCCAAAGCGGCGGCGGCGACACAGCUCCCGUGAAGAGGGGAUUGACAGCACACCCGGCACGCCCAGCAAGAGGAUGGAGGGCAGAGAACCACCGCUGCAGGUACAGACGAGCCCCGUUCAUCAGCCACAGCAGGAGGUCUCGGUCACCCCCACGGCAAUCCUCCCGCAGCAGCCCAAGCCGCCCGCCACUCCGCAGGCUUUCAGGACAUCACGCUUCCUAGUGAGUCCCGUCGUUGAGCGCAAGCUGAUACCCGGGGAGGAGGUAGUUGGCGGAGGGGGUGGAGGGGGCGGGGCGAGCGCAGGAGUGUCCCAGCAGCCGCCACAGCAGCCGCCUCUCAUGGACAGCCUCGCCACCCCCACCCUUGCACCUCUCCCUGAUGAACCCCCACAAUCUGAUCCCAUCCCUCCUUCCUCUACUGCUGCUCUGCUUCCUCCUACACCAACCCCUUCUGCUUCCGCUGUGCCCCCAUCAUCGCAGGACCCACAGCACUUCGAGGGGCUGAGCAGCAUCGACGUGCCCACCUCUCAGCCGGGCUCGGGAGGACCGACGCCGCCCCACCACUGCACGCCGGAGAACACCUACACGUCAGACAGCCAGGCCAGACUCUCGCAGCAGAACUCACUGGAGAAAAAUGACAGCGUCACCUCCAACAGUAACCUUUCUGAGCUGGCCCGCAAGUUACAGCAACUGCAGACGUCAGUGGGAUCCGGCUCGGCCAGCUCCAUCCCCUCCGCCUACACAGUGCCGCCCCUCACCAUGCAGAGCCACCCCAGCACUCCCGUCUCCCUCUCCGCCCAGCCCACCUUCAGCCACGACCUCAACACACAGCUGGCCGGGGUGCUGUACUCACGGUCGCCGCGCUGCUCUCGGGCCCUCUGGUCGCCGUCCAUCAACUACAAAACCUGCCCAGCCUUCUUCCACGUGUUGGCUCCUGAGGAUGCUGGUGGUGGUGGUGGUGGAGGUGGUAGUGGUGGUGGUGGGGAUGUUGGGAGUGUAGGAGUGCCGGUGCAGGAGGCCAGUAUGGUUCUUCCGACACAGGGGCCACAGUACACUAACACCACCACGGAUACCCCACCCACGGAUCUGCACCAGGUUGCAUGUGAGGGGGAGGCCGGUGGCAGGCCGAGGGGUCACCCGCUGUCCCCGGCUCCACCCCGCACCACCCCGCUCACCAUCGUCAUCAGUCCCCCUCCAUCAACGUCGCCGCAGCCGCCGUUCCAGGGCAGCGUCAGCGUUGGGGGGGAGGACCGGCUGGAGCAGCUGCCCCCGGCGAUGGGCGGCCGGGACAUGACCCACACAACGGGCGUCCUGGUGACCCCCUCGGUGACCCUGGAGGCGGUGAGUGAGGGCGUGCCCAUCAGCGGCGACGUGUUCCAGGGGUACCGCGUGGUGCCCCAGCAGGCCAUCAACCCCCCAGGCCUGCACCAGUUUGCCUUCCCCCAGGAUAUGCCCGAGGGGACCACCGUCAGCAUCAUCCCCCAGCCCGGCAUGGCCAUGGGGGAGGCCGGCCAGAUGGACCCCAACCACAUGGCCCUGGGCACGGCCUACAUGGCUCACCUUGGCCAGGUGCGUGGAGACAGUGGCCAGGUGCUAGUGGAGGGCGGCCAGCCCGUCAUGCCACACAGCUACCAGGACGUCACCCCCAUAGGCCUGGCACACGGCGCCACGCAGGCCAUGCCCACGGACAUGCCGCCAGAAAUGGGCAUGUCCGGCGCAGCCCUACAGCUGCACCAGGGCGUCAUGCUGGCCAUGCCCGCCAGCUCCGUCCAGCGCAACAGGAUGGACCUCAACGCACUCCGGGAACAACUGCAGAAGCUGGUGCCCGGCGCACACCUCACCCUCACCCACCACCACACUGAGGGCGCCGUCAGCUCCGGGUCACCGUCCCUGGAGGGCCUGCCGCCAGUGUACCCGCAGGUGCCCCAGACGGUGCGGCUGCCGGGCGGGGAGACGGUGGCGCUCCAUCCUGUCAUGAUGGACACCCACUGCCAGGCGCCGCUCACCAUGCUGCCCGUGGGCAUGGACAAGGACGCAGGGGCUGCCCCGCUGCAGCCCGGCCCGCCUCUGUCCCGCACACCCUCCCUCAAGGAGUCUGAGGAGGUGGGAGAUGGGCGGCAGACCAGGAUAGCACGCUUCCAGGUCACCAAGGUGGCCGAAGAGUCCAUCAGGAGAGCCUCCGACGCCUCCACCGCCAGCAGCCCCGUCAGCUCCCCAGUUCGUCGCGGUCGCUUUGCCGUCACCAAGGUGGCUGAGAGCGUGGACUCCACCGAGGGCGGGUCUGGCAGCACCGCCCCGACGCCUGCCCCACCAGACACCCCGAACCUGGCCCCGCAGCCCCUUGAAGACCUCCAGGGCCACACCUUGGAGCCUCCCUCUGCCGCCCCCUCCCUGCCUCCCUCCAUGUCCUCCUCACUGGUCAUGGAGGACAGCCCAGCCUCCUCCCCCGCUGAGAGGGUCCGUGCAGCCUCCACGCACACAUCCCCCGAAGAGCAGCCCCUUAGUCCUGAUGGCAGCCGCAGCAGUGCCGUUGUUACUAGACCCCCUGGCGAUAGGUGGCCGCCCCCGCCCCCGCCCUCACUCUCUUCCUCUGCCUCUCCCCAGCAGACUCCUCAGGCUGGAUGGGCCGCCACCACCCUCCCUUACCCACCCACUCCUAAUCCUCACACUCCUAACCUCCUCUCUGCCAAGACCGCCACCGCUGCCGCGGCCGCUGCCACGCCUGCUGCCACUAACCAGCGGGCCAGGAUCACUGCUUUCAGGAACAGCAAGGCACUGCAAUGUCAAACGGACCCCCGCCCCCUCCUCACCAAGACACCCUGGGGAUCCACAGAAAAACCCAUCCCCCCCGUGCUCCCCCGGCCUGCCCAGGAUGACACAGGCUGGAAAAGGUCUGAGGGCCUGGGGGAAGGUGCCACCCUGGCUGCCAAUACCCAGAGAGGCAGCUCAGGCCAACUAGUGUCCAUGAGGAGCACCUCCUACGAUGCCGACACAGAGGAGAUCUCUGAGGCCCUGCUGAGCAGCGACUGUGAGGCCACACACCACAGCAGCAGCAGUGGCAGCAGCAGGGCUGCGCCCAUACCCAUUCCUGCCAAGUCCCUCAGCGUGAGCUCAAGCUCCCUGACCAAGGAGAGAUCCCAAGGGCCCCCCAAAGGCAAAAUCAUUAAGUGUUCCAAAAAGACAGGCAGCACCAGCUGGCUGGACCGCAGCAGCAGCAUCUAUGACCUGGGCAGCCUGUUCCAGGAGGUGAAGCAGUCCCGCGAGGUGCUGCACAAGUCCCGGGAGUACCUGGCCCCCCGGUCCUCCAGAAAGCCAGGCAGCAGCAACGGCGGCGGCGGCGGCGGCGGCCCGCUGUCCCGCACCAAGAGUGUCAACAGUCUGCAGCACAUGGGCCUGGCCCGGGCCAAGGACACCGGCCUGUCCAAGUCCUCCUGGGAACUGAACGAUAAUGACCGGACACCACCGUUCUUCCACCCGCUACGCACGGCCAGCAGCUCCAGCUUCAGCGAGAGUCGCCACCAAUGGGGCCACUCGCCGGCCCAUAAGAGGAACCCAACCCUGCGGCGCCUCACCGGCCGGGACAGACAUAGCAUCGGGGACUCCGUGUACCACACCGUCCACACCCCAUCCAGCCACGACCACGGCCAGCCACGGGGCCGGCUGGGGGCCACCUCCCCCGGCCACCACGCCACCCCCCAGGCCCCAGAUUUCCAGGACGACGUGUACUACACCAUCCAGGGCGGCGGUGAUGUAACACAGCACUACCAGGCCGAGGAGACCCGGCCCUGGCAGCCGCUGCCAGAGGAGCGCCGCGCCCUGGCCGCCUCCAGCACCAGCAGCGACGACUCUGAGGCGGAGGAGUCCAUGUACCAGCCCCUGCAGGAGUGGCCGCCCAUGGAGGCCCUCAACCCACACUACUUCAUGGAGCGCCCCUUCUCUCCCAGCGACCCCUACGGCCCCCACUACCCCCCACCGGAGUUCUAUGGCCCCUAUUACCCCCCGGAGGCCUACAGCCCCCACUACUCCCCCACCUCCACCCGGCACUCCUGGCAUGCCCCACGCCCCCACUCCCCCUACUACCCCCCGCUGUCCCCCAAGAGCCCCCGCAGCCCCCGCCACCACCGCCGCCACCACAAGGGUUACCAGGGCGGCGGCCACUCUCCCUACCAGACCUACCACGGCCCCCACCCCCACUUCUUCCCCCCACCCUUCCUCUGCCCCCCCCCCCAGCGCUCCCCCCAGGCCCUUUACUAUCAGCCUUCGCGUGCCUGCAUGCUCCACAGCCACCCUCACUCCCCCGGCGCCCGCCAGUGGCCCGCCCAGCCUGAGAUGGGCUGCGUGUGCUCUUGGACAGAGGAGGAGCCAGAGACAAUCAAGCAGGAGCCGGAGGAGUACUCUGAGGACGACGACAGCUUCCAGCAGCUGCUGACCAAGCAAGAGAUGGAGGAGGCUGAGCUGCGUCGCCGCCACCAGCAGGAGCGUGAGGCCUUUAGGGUGCGGCGGCAGCAGCGACACCAACAGAAGCGGCGGCCCAAGUCACUGCAGCUGUCCUCCUCACCAAGCCCCUCCACCCUGCCCGCCACCCCUCCAUCUCCCCACCCCCCCGGGGAGACUAUCAGGGCAGGGGCAGGGACAGACACCGUGACCUCCUCUGACAACGCCACGGAGGCCUCAGGCGCAUCCUCCCACAAGAAGGGGCGCACCAUCUCUGAGGACAUGCUGGAGCUGGUGCAGAAUCUCGGGGCACCACGACAGGUGGCCCGGCCCCCCCAGGGCAAGAUGACCCUCAACCAGAUGAUGGCGCAGCAGCAGAAGGCCAUGGCCGGUAUGCAGGCCGGCCAUGGCCAGCGGCCGGCCUACUCGGUGGGUGUGUCUGCCUCGCCCUACCACACCCAGUACUUCUCAGCGUUCCACACAUUCCCCCUCCCCUACCAGCGCCUGCCCGACGGCUCCCUGGUCACCCUGCCCCACCUGGAUGAUGGGGCUGCCGCCGCCGCCGCUGCAGCCACCGCUGCCACCAGCGCCAACCCACCGCCGCCUAGCAGCAGUAGCAGCAGCAGUAGCAGCAGUAAUCUACAGCAGCAGCAACAGCAGCAACAGCAGCAGCAGCAACAGCAGCAGCAGCAGCAGCAGCAGCAGCAGCAGCAACAGCAGCAGGCUGCUGCAGCCGCAAGUGCCUCCUGGGUACAGUGGCAGCAGCAGUAGGUUCGGCCAACAUUCCAAGUUCCCGCUGAUUGUCGGGAAUCUCCAUCUGUGAUCCUGUAGUUUUGUUCUGUUGACACCUUCUGGAGCUGGACUCUGGUCGUCAGCAGCGGGGGCGGCGAGUGCCUUCCUGCCGGGCCGGUAGGCGGCGCCUCACGCUGCCCUGCAACACAGGGGUGAGGGGGGUAGGGGUCAGUCAGGGCCUUCAGUGUUUCCGUUGCCAGAGACAGAGUUGCCAACUAGUCACCAACACGAGGGAUGGAGGGAGUGCCCUCACUGCGCCGCGCCGCCCUGGGCCGGCCAGACCCUCGCCUGCUGACGCUGAGGCCGCCAGCCGUCGCUCUUUGUUCUGACAUGACUGACUAGGUUUGUUGUUUGGUAGUGAUUCUUUAUUGUUUUGUUUUCUUGUUCCACGGCCGGGAGUGCGCGCGUUUGUGUCGAUUCGCCUUGGCUUGGCCGGCCAAAGCGCCGCCCCGGCCCACUCUUUGUUGGUAGCACUAAGUAAGGGCUGAGUGAUGUAAAUGAUGUAAUAUACUGUGUACAGAAAGUCUUGUACAGUGAGGGGCUGUGAUGACUUGUUGAAGGUGUCGGCUCUGCCCUGGCCGGGGUGGGCAGGCAGGCAGGCCAGCGCUGAUCGGUCUUCCACCGGCCCCUCCGAGGGCGUCCGUGCACUGCCCCUCGCCGGCUGGCCCAGCAGCCGGUGCUCCUCGUCUGGGGUCUCUGAGGAUCACCGGGCUCUGCAAGAAGGCUUUCUCUCAUUUAGUCUACGCGUAGCACUGCAAUAGUAAGGGGUCUGGACGCUGUGCCAGGAACCUUGUGAUGAAAAUUGGUGCUACAGCCUUGCUUCACCCAGCAUGUACGUUACCCAGGCGUCUCUCUACUGGUGGCCACGCUGGGCUGGGCGGGAUGACGGCGGCACCACAGCAGAGUGGGGGAGGCAUGCCUCCCCAUACACACACACACACACACACACACACACACACUGUGCACUCACUAGGAUGUGCUGAUCAACCAACUUCCGAAGAACAUUGGCAGGAAGAAGCGACAGUGGCAGUGGAACACUGAGAAGACACUCCGGUCAAUGGUGUGGUGUGGCCAUGGUGGUGUGGGUGCAGUGGUGCUGGGGAGUGUGGCUGACUGGCAGGACGGCACCGCAUCACAGCCACAGGAGUGUGUUGUGUGUGCCCACCACCACCACCACCAGUGCUUCCACCCAGUGUCUCCUGAAUACCAUACACUUUGGGACUGACUGUGGAAUGCCCAACAUUACAACAUUGGUCAACUAAACAGUGCAUGGGUGUGGCCUUGCAGCCCAGUGAUCCCCAGGGCCAGCCAGCCAGCCAGCCCCAUGCCAGCCUCAAGUGCCAGCAAUGGAGCUUCCCCAACCACCACCACCAUCACCACCACCACCACCACCCUGGUUGGUGGCACCCUAACACCACCAUGGGGUUGCCGCCACACACCGCCACCACCACUGCCGCCGCUUCGCCAGCCAGAGUCCGCCAGUGCCAGGUAGCUAGGCACAGCAGCACGCACCUGCCGCCCCGCCCAGCGCCGCCACGGUGGGGCGCGCCUCCACCGCCGUGCUGGCCUGGCUGGUGCUCAGCUUGUCCAGGUUUUCGCAGUCUUUGUAAUCCAAAUAAAAAUUGGCUUUCUAGAUUGCUGCCUCUAUCCAUUAUUACUGAAUAUUUAUGUUAUCUAGAUUAUUGAUAUUGUAAUAUAUUUUAUAUUCAGUUUUGUAAGGCUUGAAUUGUAAGUUACUAAGACUCCUUCCAUUACUACUCUUAAGUUUGAAUUGGCUGCUGCCUUGUUUGCACACAUUGUUGUGGACGCCAACACCGGCCGGCACUGCCUCACGGCGCCGGCCCCACACACUCUGCCGCCUGAACAAGAUUCCAGGAGAAGUCCACUCUUUAUUGUGCUGUAAUAUAUCUUGUAUGAUAAUAGAAUUAUUAAAUAAAGUGGUGCAAAAUUUUA
This is a messenger RNA of Eriocheir sinensis (Chinese mitten crab), 13093 nucleotides long. It is a transcript of the gene Wnk, whose product is annotated as serine/threonine-protein kinase WNK1-like. Bases 881 to 11119 code for a protein of 3412 amino acids. The transcript is spliced from 31 exons. Gene Ontology annotation, cellular component: cytoplasm. Lineage: Eukaryota; Metazoa; Arthropoda; Malacostraca; Decapoda; Varunidae. Gene Ontology annotation, biological process: positive regulation of sodium ion transmembrane transporter activity; negative regulation of sodium ion transport; intracellular signal transduction. The record is from RefSeq and is a predicted model, not a curated record. Gene Ontology annotation, molecular function: protein serine/threonine kinase activity; ATP binding; potassium channel inhibitor activity.